AUGUCAACAAAUAAAUUAAAAAGUAGCAUUUUACUUAAAUUACAAAGCAUGAAUGUGGAAAAUACAAGGGAAGAAAAUAAUAAUAGUGGCAUAAAAAAGCAAAAUAGUGUUAAUAUUAUUAAAAAAAAAACAAUUAUUCAAACUGAAAAAAUCGCACCUGAUAAUAUUGUGGAAAAAGAUGGUGACAAAAUUAUAAAAAAAAAAAUAGUUAAAAAGGUCAAACAACAAGCUAGCGAUACAACAUCCUCACUAGCAUUGAUGAAAACACAAAACAAUGAUAACAUCUAUGAUAAUAAUAAUAAAAUAAGUAAUAAAACCGCUAUUAUAAAAAAAGUGUUGGCUCCUCAAAAAAAAAAAAAUGAACAAUCAAACAAAACAAAUAUAUUAAAUAAUGGAAACAAUGGCAGUAGUAAUAAUUAUGAUGAUCGUGAUGGCAAUUUAUCUGUGAACCAAAUGUAUGAAGAAAACGAAAUACUCAAUUCACUAAUAGAGGGAAAAGGGCUUGUUAAUUCAAAUGAGGCAAAAAAAAUUCCCAAAAAAAAAAAAAUUAUUAUUAUUAAAAAAAAAAUAAUUUCUGAUAAAUCUCAAAAUGAAGACAAUACAAUCAUACUAUCCUCAACUAGCCCCCAAAAUAGCAAUGCAUUAUCAAAAAAAAAACAACAAAAUGAAACCAAACCUAUAGACAAUACAAAUUUAAUAAAAAUGGAAAAUGAAAUAGAAAAUCAGAAAAAGAAAUUGGAAAUUUUAAAAGAAAAACACCAACAUGAAAUAAAGGCCAUGAAAGAAAAAGGAAGAAUAGAAGAAGACAAAUUAAAUUCACGCAUACAUAAUUUAAACAAUAAAAUAAAUACUGAAAAGGAUGAAAAAGAUAAAUUAAAAGAAAUAAAUACUGAUUUAAAAAAUUCAAUAUUUGAAAUAGAACAAAAACUAAACAUAUUAGAAACCGAAAUAAAUGAGCAAAAAGAAUUAUAUAAUCUUUUAGAAGAAAAAUAUAAGACGCUAGAAAAAGAAAAUGAAUUAAUCUUAGAACGAAAUGAACAAAAUUGUAUUAAAAUUACAAACUUAGAAGAAAAUAAAUUAACAAUGGAAAAACAUAUAGAAGAAAAAGGUCUUAUUAUAAAAAAAAAAGAUGAUACUAUAAUUAAAUACAUCAAGGAAAUUGAAAAUUAUAAAUGUAUACUAAGGAACAAAGGAGAAAUGACGAUAUUGUCUAAUAAUGCCAAUAAUAUUGAUAAAAAUACAUCAGAAAACCAUAAAAAUAAAAAUGAAUACAUAAAUAAAUUAAAUAAGGAAAAAAAAGAAUUAAUAUAUGCUUUUAAAAAGCAAUUGGAUUUAAUAGUUAUACUAAAAAAACAAAUAAACCUAUUGGAAAAUAACAAAAUAUUAAACAUAACAUCAACUGAAUUUAAAAAAAUUAUACAGGAAUAA
Plasmodium berghei ANKA is the source of this 1428-nucleotide messenger RNA. Its product is annotated as conserved Plasmodium protein, unknown function. The record is from RefSeq and is a predicted model, not a curated record. Lineage: Eukaryota; Apicomplexa; Aconoidasida; Haemosporida; Plasmodiidae. The coding region runs from base 1 to 1428 and encodes 475 amino acids. The transcript has a single exon.